Messenger RNA from Rhineura floridana, 2588 nucleotides. RefSeq names its product reticulophagy regulator family member 3 (gene RETREG3). Lineage: Eukaryota; Metazoa; Chordata; Lepidosauria; Squamata; Rhineuridae. Bases 484 to 1782 code for a protein of 432 amino acids. Gene Ontology annotation, biological process: reticulophagy. The record is from RefSeq and is a predicted model, not a curated record. The transcript has 10 exons.
UCUUCUUGCCUUACUUUGAUUGCCGCAUUGUCCCAGCUGCAGAGUGAUGAUCUCUCGCGGCAUAGUGGCUCUGAAUGCUGCUCCCCUCAAGCUAGCGACGAUUCUGUCUUCCUGCAGUAGCCCCUUCUCCUCCUAAAAGAAAAAAAGCGCCGUUACUAGCCCCGCUACUUCUUUGCCUCUUCCCGCCGCCACCUUUUCGCGGCCUAUAAUCGGUUUAUUCUUUGGCAACGCGCACGCGCCGAACAAAAACCGGAACUCUUUGGCCGGUGGGCGCCCUUGUGUUUUGGGCAAGUUCUCCGUACAGCAAGAUGGCGCUUCCGAUGCUGUUACUUCCGUUGCCUUUGCCGGCGUGGGAGCGGCCAUGGAAGUGUGCGUGAGGUAGUAGUAGUGCCGCUGCUACUGCGGUGCCCGUUGGUGGCGGAGAAUGAUGAUCCUCUCCUCCCUUCUACCGGUCUGCCGGUGACGCUGGGCGGCAGGAGAAGAAUGGAGGCGGUAGCAGGAUGCAGCAGGAGCCGCGACGGUGUCGGCGGAGGCUCCCUCAGCGAUACCCAGGCCCCGUCCUCGGAGCGGGAGCGGCGAGUGCGCGCGCUGAGCGUCUUCCUGCGGAGCCGCCUCGGCCCUUACGAACCGGCGCUGAGUGCCCUGCAGGCCACGGUCGUCUGGGAGAGGCCGGCGAGGAGCGCACUCGGCUGGGCUGGAGCUCACGCGGCCUUCGGGUUUUUUGCUCUGACGUCUCUUCAUCUGAUAUUCUUGGUUGCUUUCACCCUGAUACUAAUAGUGUGUUUAGAUCAGUGGAAGAAUAAAAUCUGGCCAGAAAUAAAAGUAGCAAGACCUGAUGAAUUAGACAAUGAAAGCUGGGGCUACGUCCACCCCCGACUGCUGAGUGUACCUGAACUAUGUCACUAUUUGGCAGAAGGAUGGGUCACAGGAGACAGCUUCUUGAGGAACCUGUUGGGCUUCAAAAGGCAAAAUCCGGGCAAGUUCUGCCUUCUAGCUUGUGGCGUCCUCACAUUUUUGGCUGUGUUGGGCCAGUACAUUCCAGGUGUCUGCCUUGCCUAUCUAACAAUGCUUUCCAUCCUGUUGUGGCCACUUGCUGUGUACCACCACCUGGGUCACCACCUGUACACCAAACUGGAGCCAGCUCUGCAGCGAUUGGAUUUCAGUGUUCGUGGCUACAUGAUGUCCAAGCAUAAGGAGAAACAGUUGCGACACCAGAUGCUGAGCCGACAUCCUACUAGUGCUGAUGGGAGUGAUAGUGAAGAAGAGCUUGCUGCUUUCUGUCCCAAGUUGGAUGAUGCAGUAGUUGCAAAAGAGUUGGCCAUCUCUGAUUCGGAGCACUCUGAUGCAGAAGUAUCCUAUACUGAGAAUGGAACAUUUAAUCUAUCACGAGGACAAACCCCCAUGACAGAGGGAUCUGAAGACUUUGAUGGUCACAGUGACCCUGAGGAAUCAUUUGCCCGAGAUCUUCCAGAUUUCCCUUCCAUCAACCCUGAGGUGACGGGCAUAGACGAUGAGGAUGAUACAAGUCUAGGCAUCCCAAGCCUUGCCUCCCGUACACAAGGCCAGGAAGAUCUGCAACUUUCUCAUGACCAGGAGGAAGUGACCUCGAAUAUCCUGGGCCUGUUCACAGUACUACUGACAUCUGUUUCUCCUUGUUUGAGUAAAACCAGCAUAAGAUAUCAACUGUGGUGUGAUGAUCUUAACCAGCAUCUCAGACCUGCAAAGACCCUUCACAGGACAGGACACACUGUGUGGAGUUAUGUGCUACAGCUAUCAAGUUGAUGAUCCUGGUGCUCCAUAUCUUUCCUGACAGAAUACCAUAUCCAAACUUUUUAGGUUUAUAUGCAAAAUGGUUGGAAGACUGUACUUUAGAAGUAAUUCUUGGUGCAAAGCCAUCCUGAUAACCCUCUGUGGACUGAAGAAAGACUUGAAAAAAUGCUGUGCUUUUACUUUUAAAGCUUUUUUUAAAUAGUUUCCAUCAUCUUUUCACAACUUGUGAAUCUGCUGAACUCCAUCUUGAAUACUGCAUGCCCAGCUAGCCUUGUUCUCGGUUCCUUUCAUUCUAACUCAAAAUUGCAUCCUCUUCCAGGCUCAGUAGUUUAGAUGUUUACAUAAUUUUCUGACUUCACAUUUGAAAACCUCUGUGUGCUGUGCUGCCUAUUAUUUUCUUGGCCAAGCAGUAAUGUGAUGUAGAUGCUGUAUGCCUAUUAGCACAUUCUUGCAGAAGAGAUUCAAGAGGGUGGUGCUUUGUAAAUUUGAAACUGCUUGGUUUGGUAGCAUUUGUGCGGCAAUAUCAUGGUAUUUAACUGCCUUUUUAGUGUUUACAAAUCAGCCAACAUUGUGGAAGUUUAUAAAGUAAUUUGUCAUUUUGCAGAAGUUUUUUAAAUAAGAUGCUGAUAACUUUUGAGGUGGAAAACUUAACUUUACUUCAUUAGAUUUUGUGAUAUGUGGAUUAGAACAAGAGUUUAGUGCAAUAAAACCACCACACCUUCUCCACUGUAUCAGUAGUGGGAUGAUACUUUUUUGUUUUGGUUGAAUGUUUGUUUCUGCCCUAAGUGGUACAAAAUAAAGAAUUUGAGACAAGCCCA